Populus trichocarpa (black cottonwood) is the source of this 1182-nucleotide messenger RNA. Its product is annotated as protein TIC 22, chloroplastic. Gene Ontology annotation, biological process: protein transport. The record is from RefSeq and is a predicted model, not a curated record. The transcript is spliced from 8 exons. Lineage: Eukaryota; Viridiplantae; Streptophyta; Magnoliopsida; Malpighiales; Salicaceae. Bases 75 to 896 code for a protein of 273 amino acids. Gene Ontology annotation, cellular component: chloroplast.
CGCGAUUUCUCAGGAGACUCAAAAAUCAAACACUCUUCGAUUCACUGCUGUCUAUUCAUUUUCGGGGGGGAAAAAUGGAACCCUCUGGACCCUCAAACCCUCUCUUAUCUCUCUCAACCUUCAUCCACCAUCACUGCCUCCGUCUCGGUGCCGAAUUCUCCACUCGUAUCAGCGAUACCACUCGAUUCCUAGGCGGCAACCUCCCUCCACCUAGGCGGCUCUGCCUGGCGCCAUCGCCGCCUUUCGCUUCUGUAUCGCAGCCGAAACAGACAGCUACAACCGCCAAUCUCAGCUCGGACCACGUCGCGAAAACUCUGGCAGGCACGGCCGUGUACACAGUGAGCAAUUCCAACAACGAGUUCGUGCUCAUCUCGGAUCCUAAUGGAGCUAAGUCCAUUGGUUUGCUUUGCUUUCGGCAAGAAGACGCUGAAGCAUUUCUUGCUCAGGUUAGGCUUCGGAGAAGGGAGUUGCGAAGCCAAGCUAAGGUUGUGCCUAUCACACUCGACCAGGUGUACAUGCUGAAGGUUGAAGGAAUUGCAUUUCGUUUUUUACCUGAUCCGGUUCAAAUAAAGAAUGCACUAGAGCUCAAAGCUGUUGAUAUCAGGAGUGGCUUUGAUGGAGUUCCUGUUUUCCAGUCAGACCUUCUGGUUGUGAAGAAGAAAAACAAGAGAUAUUGCCCAAUAUAUUUUCAAAAGGAAGAUAUAGAAAAAGAAUUGUCGAAGGUCUCAAAGGCAUCAAGGGGCCCCAGUCUUUCUCAACAUAUUAUGGUGGGAAGUUUAGAGGAUGUUCUUAAAAAAAUGGAGAUAAGCGAGAAAAAAUCUGGCUGGGAAGAUCUGAUUUUCAUUCCACCUGGUAAAAGCCAUUCUCAACACAUUCAUGAGAUAACUAAGGUAUGAUGCAUUGCAUUCAUUGUUCUGGCUGACUGUACGAAGGGAUGAGCUAGCAGCAGGGAUUUUGCGUCUUCCAUCUCAUGAUUAUAUUUAUGAAGCAGGUUGGCGAUUAUGACUAUUCAUCUCUUUUCCCUCACUGUCCGUUUUAUUUUUGCAUGAGACAAGUAGAUAUGAAGUUUCACCAUGUAAAAUUGUUUUUCAUAGAUUUGGUCUAGAGUAGCUUGAGAUGAAAGAAGGGAUACAUUUUUCGAUUUGAGGAAUUUCAUUAGCAAACCUGCAGGAUCUUGAUGCC